GAUGCGGGCUAUUGCAGCCCUGGUUUUCUAGGUUUCUAUUUUGGUCGUGCGCUGUGUUUUAUUUAUGUUUGCCAUGGGAAAAGAGAGUUGCUAAAAGUGCCUAAAUAAGUGCACCUGGUUCACAAAAGGGCGCUCCAAGCGGUUAGCCCCAGCAACGCGGAAUCGGCACUUGAUUAAAAAAGAAUUUAGAAAAAAAAUUAGUGCAGUUUACGUCGACCAAAAAAAAAACCGAAAAUCGGGCAAUAAAUAGUAAAAAGUGUGCAUCAUUUGCUCUAUAACCAAUUGUGUAUAUUAUAAUAAGGUCGAAUAAGUCGCGCAACCAACGAAACUGGGAAAAAUCAACUAUUAGUCACUUUUCUAUUUUUGCUCAACGAACGACAAGGAACAACAACAAACGGAGCAACAAAUGUUUGUUAAAACGAAGCGCAGCUGAAGUUAAAUCAAUCUAGUGCGGACACGGAUCAGCCCUGAACAAUCCGACAAUGGAUCAGCCACUGGUGGUGCAAGCGGAGUACUCUUUCAUGGGCAGCAACAACGACGAGUUGUGCUUCCAGAAGGGCGAUGUCAUCACGGUUACCCAGCGAGAGGAUGGCGGCUGGUGGGAGGGAACGCUGAACGAUAAGACUGGCUGGUUUCCCAGCAACUACGUCAAUGAAUGCAAGGUGCAGCUGCCUCUUACGGAGACCAUAAGGCCACCGGAGGAGAUCCAGGAGUAUCGAUCUGUAGUGCUUAAGGAUCUGCUUGACUCAGAGCGAGCCCAUGUGGCCGAGCUGCAGGGUCUGCUCGAGAACUUCCUGGAACCCAUGCAACAGACGCAGAUGCUCACUCAAGACGAGUAUGCCCAGCUGAUGUGUAACUUCGUGGAGAUUGUGCGAACGCAUGAGGAUUUGCUCAUCCAGAUCGAGGAGUGUAACGAUCGAGUUGGAAAACUAUUUCUCACUAGCGCCCCCUUGAUGAAGAAGGUCCACCAGGCCUACUGUGCUGCCCAUCCUAAGGCCAUAGUUAUACUGGAUAAAUACAAGGACGAUCUGGAAAAGUAUAUGGAACGACAGGGUGCAGCCACUCCUGGAUUACUUGUGCUCACGACGGGUCUAUCAAAGCCCUUUCGGCGACUGGACAAAUACUCGGCCAUGCUGCAGGAGCUGGAGCGGCAUAUGGAGAGCAGUCAUCCGGAUCGCGGCGACACCCAGCGGAGUGUUGCCGUGUAUAAAGACAUAGCUGCCACCUGCUCGGCCACACGUCGGCAAAAAGAACUGGAGCUGCAAGUGCUCACGGGGCCAGUUCGUGGAUGGCAGGGACAGGAGUUGAGCACUCUUGGAGACAUCAUCCACAUGGGCAGCGUUGCAGUUGGAGCUGAUCAUCGCGAUCGCUACUUUGUGCUCUUCCCACAAACAUUGCUUUUUCUUAGCGUUAGCCAGCGGAUGAGUGCAUUCAUCUAUGAGGGCAAGCUACCCUUAACUGGAAUAAUAGUAAAUCGACUGGAGGAUACGGAUGCCCUCAAAAACGCCUUUGAGAUAAGCAGUCCCCUGAUCGAUCGCAUUGUAGCAGUUUGCCAGGGUCCGAAUGAGGCCAACAAGUGGGUGGAGCUGCUUAAUGCCAACAAUCCCAGCUUGCCAAUGGGCAUAAAACGGCAAUUGAGCAACUUGAGCAACUCUUCGCUAGGACACCUAAAUGCCGCUCAUCUAAGUCAACAUUUGGAUUCACGGGGCUACUGCACGCGAUUCUCGCUAUGUGCCUAUUACUCCAGCCCCCCAUGCCAUGUGCGGCCUCUCCGUUUGACUCUUCCCCCAAGCAACUACCCAGCGACAGCUCCGUACGCCAAUCUUAGUGCUCACUUUGCCAGGCUUGUCAAAGGCGGAGGACUGAGGAGUGCUAUCGUAAAGAUGCUUCUGUAUCCGCAGGCUCGCCAGAGCAUCGACCUCAAGAGGAUUGCGUUGCGCAAAAAGCGUUGUCAUAAGGCAUCUGCAAAGUUAAAAGAUCUCAAUGCCAACCAGGAUUCGGGGCAGUCCGAAUUGGAACGACAGGAUGCAGUUGAACUACCAACAGACUCGGAGAGCUAUGAUGAUGACUUUGAAGAUGAUUUUCUGCAUUCCUGCGACUCGGAUCCGUUUGAAUAUGUGCAGUUUUACCAAAACAAGCGCAAUAAUUCCCUGUGCAACUCCACAGGCACUUUUGUAGACCACGGGACAGGUGCCAGGAGGCACUGUUCCUCUAUUAACCUUAUUAAAUUGGAUUCCGCAGACACGGACGAAGUUUUAGCGCACAACGAGUUGAAAAAGGAGUCCCUUGUUAUAGGAUCGAGGGCCCUUAGAGCUUUGGCUCGAAAAUCGACGGCUCGAAAUUCCAGUGUGCACACAUCAACGGCUACUUUGGAGCUAGGUAUCGGUGGCAGCAUCACAAACUGUGCUGAGGAAGAGCCCAUUUUAAAGGUCAAACCAUCGUUCUCCUUGCAACAACAAAGUUCCGAUGCCAGUUCAAAUUUUGUAGCUAGAUUGGGCGGUGCAUUCACCGCCUGCGAGAAUUUGGCCAGUAUGCCUGAUGAUCUCAGCAGGGAUUCGAGUGUCCAAGAGCCACCCACUCCUCUGCCGGCUUCACCGACAGAAAGGCACAGCAUGCCAACCAUAUUUGUGGGCAAUCGCUUUAAUCACAGCAAGAACACCGAGGUAUAUGUACCAACGUGGCGAGAUCGCCAGGAAAUGCAGAAUCAGAGUGUUGAUGCGCAGCAGGAUGAGGAGUUGCACUCCAGUUCCAUUGAUCUACCCGCCGCUUGUCUAUCUGCUCCAGAUAAACUGCAGGCAGAACUACUUUACAACUACGACGAGAUCUUAGAAAAACCCUUACAGCUCCAUCGUGAACUUACGCCCUUUCCGGACCAUAUUCUUAACUCGGAUAAGCGGGUUUCCCACAAGAGCGACAGUCCAUCAACAGGAAAUCCAAAGACGGAUCCAAAUCUUGCCACAAGAAGUAGUUCCACCACUGAGCUCUGCAUCGAUACCUCCUCAAAAAAGCGCAAUACUCCACCAGAGAGAAACAUGGAUUCCAUUAGACGCUGCAUCAGCUAUCAGUUCUUGCAGAUGUCCAAUAGACCGGCCCCUCCACCACCGCCACGCAGAGAUCCGAAUCUACACUUAGACACCAAAUGCCGCUGCUGCGAAAACUCCCAGUGUCCCAGUCCACGAUCGAGUGACAGCGGAUUGGCUGGCAGCUGCACAAUUACCUCACCGGAUCCGCCCAACCCGGAAUCAUAUUUUCCCAUGGAGGCCGCAGGCUACGAUAUGUUGGAUAAUGUGGAGCCAGAGAGGUUUAAUGUGUGCGGAAUGUUCAGGGAAAAGUUUCUUACUCCGGAGGCCACUCAGGAUGUUGUUGAUCUAUCAGAGGAGCAGCCACAACUAUCUCAACUAGAGGCAUCCACUACCCCUACCAACCGCAAGGAGGAACCUACUUGCAUUAGCUCUGCUCAAGUGCAAGUAAACACGAGGAGUAUUUUUUUGCCCUCCAGCUCGAGCAUGGAUGAGACUAACAGAAAUAGCUCACCCAACAAUAUAUUAUUUAGUUCGAGUUCCGCGGAUCAGUUGGAACCGCAGGCCACCUUUCGCUCGGGAAUGUAUGCGCACUGGUGGAAGAAAGAGCGCCUGCCGCCGGAGGUGGUGCGUGGCAUAGCCCACGCCUACAAUAAGAGCUUGCCCUCCAAGGACUCAAAAGAUUCGGGGUCCGUGUGCUCCAGCUGCUUCUGUUCCCUGGGAGCGAACGGUUACAGCGAGGGCGCACUGUACUGCUCGGUAUGCCAAAACUGUGCGGAUUAUUACAACGGCAGUGUCACUAGCACCACCAAUACGACGACCACCACAUCAUCCUCCAGUUGCCCACUGUGCAGUGAGGACGAAGGCCUGAUUGCCCCCACCCACGACUCUUCCUCGCUCGACUGUCCCAUAUGUGCUGGCCACAUUGCUUCCGGCGCCGAAGAAGAUGUCGCCGCCAUCAAGCCACAUCCUUCUACCACCCGGCGGCCGUCCUCUUGCCACUCCCAGCAGCAUCCCGCCCGGCAGCAGCAGCGGAGGGAGCAACAGCCACCAGGGGUCGCCGGCCACCAACUCGAUGUCGCAUCACAAACGGAGCCAGUCGUUCAACCACCACCUCAGCUACAAUCAGUACACGCCCACUCAGCCUCCACCACAUCAUCUGCAUCCACCACAACCACCAAGUCUGCCAAGUCAUCUGGGGGCAGCCGGCCCCAGAUCAAGUUCAGCCCAGACACCAAACAGCAAGACAGCAGCUCCAAUCCAGGCGUCAUCUAUGGACGCCAGUCCAGUAAUUCAGGCAGCGGCAGCAGCAGCGGCGGCAGCGGUGGGAUUGGGGGUGCCAAGCGCAAGGAAAGGAAGCACAAAGGCUAACUGGACCAUCAGCUGCCUGCGACCCACGCCGCCGUUGCGCCCCAGUUUGUUGAAUGCCACCAGCGGAUCGGGAAGUGGCAGCAGUGGCGGCGGCAGCAGCUCCAGUAAUGCCCUGGCCAGCUACUGCAACGGAAGGAA
Molecule: messenger RNA, 4529 nt
Organism: Drosophila yakuba
Lineage: Eukaryota; Metazoa; Arthropoda; Insecta; Diptera; Drosophilidae
Gene: RtGEF
Product: rho guanine nucleotide exchange factor 7
Exons: 8
Coding region: 483-4391 (1302 amino acids)
Molecular function (GO): guanyl-nucleotide exchange factor activity; protein binding
Source: RefSeq, a predicted model, not a curated record